Messenger RNA from Aspergillus eucalypticola CBS 122712, 489 nucleotides. RefSeq lists its product as uncharacterized. The transcript has a single exon. NCBI's taxonomy places the organism in Eukaryota, Fungi, Ascomycota, Eurotiomycetes, Eurotiales, Aspergillaceae. The record is from RefSeq and is a predicted model, not a curated record. The coding region runs from base 113 to 361 and encodes 82 amino acids.
CCAGACAAAAAGCGAAAGAAGAAGAGGACCUGCAGGACAGUAGAACGGGUGAGAGUUAGCCGUGACUCACAACAAAAAACGACUCAAGAUAGAUAGCCAAGCCCAAGGCGCUAUGCCUCGUAACUAUUGUCGAAAGGAAGGAGACAAGGCUGGGAUGUACCUCGAAGAUAUAGGGGCGUUGCACAAUAACGAUAAACUAAUCGUCGAACAGAAUCACGAAGCCGCCCACCACAACUAUGCUAGACACGAGGGAAGAGGAGGCGAUGGAGUGGUUGGAGACGAAAGGGAAGGUCUCCAAUGUCAGUUGAGAAGAGAAGCCUGUCACCGGGACGAAGCUGAGGAGGAGGAAGAGGCGAGCUGAAGCAGGAGUGAUCACCGAAAAAGGAGAAGAUGGAUGGGCUGGAUAGAAAAAGAAAAGGACCGGGGGGAGCUAAUAUGCAAAGCACCACGGACCUUCGACUAGUGGACGAUACGUGACGGGGGGUUUGU